Molecule: messenger RNA, 3060 nt
Organism: Striga hermonthica
Lineage: Eukaryota; Viridiplantae; Streptophyta; Magnoliopsida; Lamiales; Orobanchaceae
Source: the annotation of a GenBank genome assembly
AUGUUGUUGUUAUCAAGGCUUAAUGUUGCAAUAUUCAUUUGUUUUGUGGGAUUUGUUUCUGGGCAACCCAUCCUUCCACCUGAUGAAGUGGAGUCAUUGAGGGUGGUAGCAAAUGUCAUGGGGAAAAGUGAUUGGAAUUUCAGUGUGGAUCCAUGUAGCGGGUUAUCGGGUUGGGUGACCCAAAACCCGGUCAAAGGGUUUGAAAAUGCUCUCACUUGUGACUGUACCUUUGAAAACAACACAGUUUGCCAUGUUGUCAGCAUAAUUCUCAAGGCCCAGAAUCUAAACGGGUCGGUCCCAAGAGAGCUAACCACACUCCCUUUCCUCCGAGAGAUUGACCUGACCCGGAACUUCCUCAACGGCACCAUCCCGCCGGAAUGGGGCUCCAUGAAUCUUGUGAACAUCUCUCUUAUUGGGAACCGAGUGACAGGUUCAAUUCCAAUAGAACUUGCCAACAUCUCCACACUUGCAAAUCUGACCCUGGAGUACAAUCAGUUGUCUGGAACUAUACCUCCGGCGCUUGGGCAUCUUCCUCGAAUAGAGAGAUUACUAUUUACCUCAAACAAUUUAACCGGGGAGCUACCAGAAAGUCUUGCAAGAUUAAGCACAUUGAAAGACUUUCGUAUUAGUGAUAACAACUUCAGUGGAAGCAUACCGAGUUUUAUCCAGAACUGGACAAAUAUCGAAAAAUUAGUGGCUCAGGGUAGUGGUUUGGCCGGGCCAAUCCCGGCUGGCAUUGCUUCCUUAACCAGAUUGACAGACUUGAGAAUCAGUGACUUGACAGGGAACAUUUCGACUUUCCCGCCUCUUAGUAAUAUAACAAGGCUAAGGACAUUGAUAUUGAGGAGUUGCAAUAUUGUUGGGGAGUUACCGAGUUAUCUUGGAGAAAUGACUGGUUUGAAAGUCUUAGAUCUGAGUUUCAACAGAUUAAGCGGCCGGAUUCCUGACAGCUUUACUGGUCUAUCUAACACAGAUUACAUAUAUAUAGCGGGGAAUUCGCUGACCGGGACACUGCCAGCUUGGAUGCUGACUGACGGUGACAACAUUGACUUAUCUUACAACAACCUCUCGUCUGGAAGCUCGGCUCCAAAUUGUCAGCCUCGUAACCUGUGCGAUUAUUCGCUCUUAUCUUCAAUUACUUACAAAUCACAAUCAGUUGUUUACUUACCAAAAUGUUUUUUUUUUCCUUUUUUUUUUCCAGAGUACUACUCCCUCUACAUUAACUGCGGCGGACGGCGUGUAGUGGAUAAUCGAAACACUAUUCACGAAGAGGAUUCGAAUUCCGGUGGGCCCUCGAAUUUCUUUCUGAGCAGGACAAACUGGGGAUUUAGCAGCACGGGCCAUUUCUUGGACGAUGAUCGGCCGAGGGACUCGUUUAUAUGGUCAAACAGCUCGGUUAUGACAGGAGAGAAUCCCGAGCUGUACAUGGAUGCACGCCUUUCCCCGCUCUCGUUGACUUAUUAUGGGUUCUGUUUGAGAAAUGGAAAUUACACUGUUACCCUUCACUUUGCCGAGAUCAUUUUUACGAACGACCGGACUUAUGGUAGCCUCGGGCGGCGUUUGUUCGAUGUCUACAUUCAGGGUAGGCUGGUGCUGAAAGAUUUCGACAUUGAAAGAGAAGCAGGUGGAGUUAACAGACCAAUUGCAAGAAACUUUACUGCAGUUGUUAAUGAUACUACUUUGGAUAUUCGCUUCUAUUGGGCUGGUAAAGGGACAAAUGGUAUUCCUGUUCGAGGCGUAUAUGGUCCUCUUAUUUCGGCCAUAUCUGUCAAUCCUAAUUAUAAACCGCCAUUGGAAAAUGGAAGCAGCAGCAUAUCGGGAGGUUCUAUAGCCGGUAUAGUAUUAGGACUUACUUUUGCGAUCUUGCUCGUUUUGGUUAUUCUUUGGUGGAAGGGCUGUUUGAGAUUCGAAGGCACAAUUCAUCAAGAUCUAAAGGGUUUAGAAGGCUCGUUUUCGCUACGGCAAAUCAAAGCUGCCACUAACAAUUUCGAUCUCGCUAACAAGAUUGGUGAAGGUGGCUUUGGGCCUGUAUACAAGGGAAAACUAUCGGAUGGUACCAUAAUCGCUGUGAAGCAGCUUUCUUCGAAAUCGAAGCAAGGUAAUCGCGAGUUUGUAAACGAGAUAGGGAUGAUUACUGCUCUACAUCACCCUCAUCUCGUGAAGCUAUACGGAUGCUGCAUAGAAGGAAAUCAGUUGCUUCUUGUUUACGAGUACAUGGAAAACAAUAGCCUUGCUCGUGCAUUAUUCAGUCAAGAGGAGCAUCAAUUGCAUUUGGAUUGGCCUACGAGGCACAAAAUUUGCAUCGGUAUAGCUAGAGGUUUAGCUUAUCUGCAUGAAGAGUCCCGACUGAAAAUCGUACACCGUGACAUCAAAGCCACAAACGUGCUUCUUGAUAAAAAUCUUGUGCCGAAAAUAUCCGAUUUCGGUCUUGCCAAGCUCGACGAGGAGGAUAAUACCCAUAUAAGCACACGAAUCGCCGGGACUUUUGGAUAUAUGGCUCCCGAAUAUGCAAUGCGAGGCCAUUUAACGGACAAAGCAGAUGUGUACAGCUUCGGAGUUGUUCUUUUAGAAGUCGUGAGUGGGAGCAGUAAUACGAACAACAAAUACAAGGCCGAUACCUUCUAUCUUCUCGACUGGGCUAAUAAACUGAAGGAACAAGGCAACCUAAUCCAACUAGUCGAUUCUAGAUUAGAAUCGAACUUCAACGAACAAGAGGCAAUGACCGUUAUCCACUUGGCCCUCCUUUGCACGCAUGCCGAGGCUGCAGAAAGGCCCAACAUGUCGUCGGUUGUAAGCAUUCUCGAGGGCAAGACGGUCAACCAAGAACCUUUUUCGACUCCCAUUGUAACAACAGACGAGACAGAGAAAAAUCGUGAGGAGAUCGAGACGAGAAAUGUAUCGAUUGACGUGCCGUGGACAGGCUCGUCAGCAUCAACGGCGGCCGACCUUUACCCGAUCACUGUGGAUACUGAUUACUGGGAAAAGAGAGAUCAACAAUGCAGCAGUGGAACUGCGGAAGAAGAAAAAGAAGAAAAGAUUACUCUGUUGCUGAAUGUGUAA